AUGUGCGACUACUCUCUUCCGGCUACUGCUGGCUUUCUAAACCAAUUGCUAUUAUUCUGUAAACCGUUGCUUCGUGUUUCCGGGACUGAUCGUAGCCUUCAACACUCGAAGCGAAGUGUUGAGAAAAGGUCUUCGAGAUAUGAUGAUUCGGAAGAAUCCAGCGAAGAGAACAUAGACGAUGAGGAUGAUGGCAACAACAACAAUUCAUUCGAUCCAGCCAAUACUGCCAUUUCGUUUCUUCCCCGUUUCUUCUGCCAAAAUCAAGCAAUGGGUGUAAAAUUAUGCCGAGAUUCGGGAGAUUCCGGUUUGACAAGGCCAUAUUCCGAUACGGAAAGAGAGCUUUUCGGAAACAAACUUUCCACUUACAGUCGGAUUAUACUCAUCAAAACUUUUGGAUUGAUGGAAAGAGAGUUGAUGGUUCAAGUUCUUACACGUUCUCUGAUUCUUCGUUAA
Caenorhabditis briggsae is the source of this 453-nucleotide messenger RNA. Bases 1 to 453 code for a protein of 150 amino acids. Lineage: Eukaryota; Metazoa; Nematoda; Chromadorea; Rhabditida; Rhabditidae. The transcript has 4 exons. The record is from RefSeq and is a predicted model, not a curated record.